AUGGAGUCGAAAAUACCGAAACCAUCGUUUGUAAAAAAGACUUCUGGAAUGGCAAGUUUGCCUGGAAACGCACGGCUGCCUUUAACAGAUAUGCUGAAUGUGCCUGUAGAGUUGGACUAUCACGGUAAACGGGUGGCUUCACCUGAACUAGUAAAUGCUGCUAUGUUAAAUCGAACCAAGUUACGUCGCAGUCGCUCAGCAAGCGAUCUUAGCAGGCCUAACUUUCAUCGACCGAAAUUUGUACCUAAUUUGGAAAGUAUCCCUUCCGCUAAAACAAAUCAUUUUAACGCUGCGACCGUAUCUCAAAUGGUGAAAAGUAACUUAGUCAAGCAGGUUCAAAAAAACCAUUUGAGAAGAAGCCUUUCCACAGGUGAUUUGUCAACAAAAGUUGUUCCUAGUGUCAGCACUAAAAACUCCCAACAAAAUCCAGUUAAGCGGCAGUUAUCAACAGUUGCUAGUACGAUUCCACCUAAAGCUGUCAAGGUGACCGCCUCCAGUUCAGCAACUGCAAAAGUGUUUGGAACGAAGCCAACAGCAGCAGUUACAAGAAAACCACCAAUGACAAACAAACCUAAGGUCGGCCCAGCUAAGUCCACUUCGGUAAAUUCCAGUGUUUCAAGUGUAAAAUCUAAUUCAUCGACAUCCAGUGGUGGGGCUGGAAAAAAAACUAUAAGUAAUCGGAUUCCUCCAUACGAUUAUAAAGCUCGUUAUUAUGAUUUGUUGGAAAAGCACCAAGCGCUCAAGGCAAAGGUGGAUUCACUCAGACAGGCGAAUAAUGAGUUAGAAACUCUGCCACAGAAAUACGACGAUUGCUUGGAAGAGCUAAGAAAACUAAAGCAGCAGCAUGAACAGUUAAUGGAGAGUAAUCGUUUAGUUAUACUAGAAAAUGACAAUCUCAAAUUGAAAAAUACAUCUCUUUCAUCCUGUUUAAGUGACACCGAAUCAAAGCUAUGUGCUCUUAAAAAACAAUACACCGAAGCUGACGAAGAGCGAAUUAAGCUUCGCGAGAUGGUAAAAACUUUGCAGGAGAAAACGUGCAUGUUAGAAGAAAGGAAUGAGUUUCUACAGCAUGAUAACGAGAAAAAGUCGGAGCUGCUUUUUAAGGCCAACAUUGAACGAAAAGACCUGCACAACGCGGUAAUGGAUUUACGAGGCAAUAUUCGGGUGUUCUGUCGAGUGCGACCACCAUUAACUUCCGAGUCGGAAAGGCUUGAGUGCACGUGGAAGUAUCUGGACGAACAAUCACUGGAGAUCUUCGCCACCGAUGGAAGUAAUAAACGUAUGGACUUUAGCUUUGACCAUGUAUUUCAUUCGCGAACGACACAGGAAGACAUUUUUGACAAUGUAGCUCCGUUGAUACAAUCAGCAUUAGAUGGAUACAACGUGUGUAUUUUUGCCUAUGGUCAAACGGGAAGUGGCAAAACAUACACGAUGGAUGGCAUAUCGGAUAACAUCGGAGUCAUUCCCCGAACUGUUGAUUUAAUAUUUAACUCCAUUGAAGACUAUAAACGGUUGGGCUGGGAGUAUGAGAUACGAGUCAAUUUUCUUGAAAUCUACAAUGAAAUCCUGUACGAUCUCCUAGACUCAUCGGGCACUACAAAAGAUCUAGAAAUUCGUAUGGCAAAUGCAAAAAACAAAACUGAAGUUUAUGUGUCGAACGUCAUCGAGGAAGUUGUCCGAUCCAAAAACCAGUUACGUCAGCUAAUGGCAAUUGCCAAGUCCAAUCGGGCAACGGCGGCGACAGCUGGUAACGAGCGCUCUUCUCGAUCACAUGCUGUGACCAAGUUGCAGCUAAUUGGAACGCACCAGGAGAAAACUGAACUAAGUAUGGGCACCAUCAAUCUCGUUGAUCUGGCCGGGUCAGAAAGCCCAAAGACGAGUACUCGCAUGGACGAAACUAAAAACAUCAACAGGUCUCUUAGUGAGCUAAGCAAUGUGAUUCUGGCAUUGGUGCAGAAAAACGAACACAUUCCCUAUCGAAACUCAAAGCUCACACAUCUGCUAAUGCCUAGCUUGGGAGGCAAUUCUAAAACGCUAAUGUUUGUGAAUGUGUCCCCUUUCCAGGAUUGCUUUAACGAAACGGUUAAAUCUCUCCGGUUUGCUUCACAGGUCAACGCGUGCAAACUGCAGAAAGUACGCAAAAACAAAAUUCUUAACAAUUCUAAUAUAUUUUAA
Molecule: messenger RNA, 2175 nt
Organism: Sabethes cyaneus
Lineage: Eukaryota; Metazoa; Arthropoda; Insecta; Diptera; Culicidae
Product: protein claret segregational
Exons: 2
Coding region: 1-2175 (724 amino acids)
Biological process (GO): microtubule-based movement
Molecular function (GO): microtubule binding; ATP binding; microtubule motor activity
Source: RefSeq, a predicted model, not a curated record